AAUCAGUUCUCACAGUACUUCUCUUCGCGAAACCACACUCGCCGCGCGACCGCACAGUCCGCAAUGUCGCGGCAACCCAGCGAGACGUCGCCUUUGUUGGCAAACAACAAUAACCGACAGCCGGGGUUCGAUGACGCCAAUGCGAAGAAUAUUGUCGAUUUCGACCCCAAUGGCGACGAGGCGAACCCAAUGGACUGGUCGAAUGCAUACAAAUAUGGGAUUGUCGCAUUGCUCGCUUUUACCGCUUUCACGGUUACUUUCACAUGUAUCGCAGUAGUUCCUGUCGCAAGCCAUAUUGUCAAGGACCUGGACGGGCAUCCAGACAAAUCCUCAAGUGUACUGCUCGUCACCAUCUGGGAGCUCGGCGAGGCUGCAGGUCCACUAUUCCUUGCUCCGCUAUCCGAAAUUUUUGGCAGAUAUCCCGUCAUGAAUGGUGCCAACAUGUUAUUCAUCGCCGCCACUCUACUGGCCUCUUUUGCACCGACUUCUGCCGUCUUGAUCGCUGCGAGAUUUCUGACAGGAUUGGCAGUCGCGUCGAACGUGCUCAACCCAUCUAUCGUUGGUGACAUGUUCGUCUCCGAGGAAAGAGGAACAGCAAUGAGCUUCAUCAUGCUUGCACCACUUAUGGGAGGUGCCAUCGGUCCGGCUAUCAGCGGUGCUGUCGCCGAGACUCUUGGUUGGAGAGAAAUGCUGUGGAUUUGUGCUGGUCUGGCAAUGGCUUGCGAGAUCUGCUUCCUCACGCUUUUCCGCGAAACGUUCAAAGUUCCAAUCCUCGCCCGACGUGCCGCGAGAUUGCGCAAAGAGACAGGCAACGAAUUCUUACAAACGAGGUUCGAGUUUGAAGGCUCCCAGAAAACUGGCAAAGUUUGGGAGUCCAUCAUGCGUCCGAUUGUGGUUUUCUGCGGUUCUGGCGUUCUGCAAGCGAUGAGCAUCUUUGGAUCGGUCUCUUACACCUACUUCUACGUCAUCUCCGUCACCUUGCCCGACAUUCUUGAGGAUCAAUACCAUCUCUCCGCCGCCGCUACGGGAGCAGCAUUCGUCUCAUUCAGUGCCGGUUCCGUCGUCAGCGUCGUGCUCUGCAACCGCGGUCUCGACCGAAUCUACAUCCACAUGCGAUCCAAGAAUAACGGCGUUGGCCUGCCCGAACACCGACUCCCACUGGCCAUUGCAGGUGGCUUCCUCCUUCCAGUGGCAAUUCUCUACUAUGGCUGGGCGGCGGAUGUGCACCUUCCUUUGGCCGCCAUGCUCGUUGCCGUUGGUAUCCUAGGUGCAAGUCUCAUGCUUUCGGUGCUCCCUCUGAUGGCCUACGUCGUGGACGCGUUCGGACUGUACAGUGCGUCGGCCAUGACGGCUGUGAUCGUUACAAGAUGCUUGAUGGGAACAUUCUUGCCGUUGGCGGCACAGCCCUUGAUCGACAAGCUUGGCAUGGGCCCGGCCUUUACAUGCCUGGCAGGUUUGAGCCUGGCACUGGCGCCAGUGCCCGUCGCGGUUAUGAGGUAUGGAGCGAAGUGGCGUCAGCGAUCGAAGUACACGCGAGCGGAGGAAUAG
Zymoseptoria tritici IPO323 is the source of this 1548-nucleotide messenger RNA. RefSeq names its product putative major facilitator superfamily transporter. Lineage: Eukaryota; Fungi; Ascomycota; Dothideomycetes; Mycosphaerellales; Mycosphaerellaceae. Gene Ontology annotation, biological process: transmembrane transport. The transcript is spliced from 2 exons. The record is from RefSeq and is a predicted model, not a curated record. The coding region runs from base 64 to 1548 and encodes 494 amino acids. Gene Ontology annotation, molecular function: transmembrane transporter activity.